This is a messenger RNA of Aethalodelphis obliquidens (Pacific white-sided dolphin), 1092 nucleotides long. It is a transcript of the gene DCDC2C, whose product is annotated as doublecortin domain containing 2C. Lineage: Eukaryota; Metazoa; Chordata; Mammalia; Artiodactyla; Delphinidae. Gene Ontology annotation, biological process: intracellular signal transduction. Gene Ontology annotation, cellular component: microtubule organizing center; microtubule. The transcript has 10 exons. The record is from RefSeq and is a predicted model, not a curated record.
AUGAAGCGCGCUGCGGUCGCAAUCGCCGGUGGCGUCAGCGCGGGCGGUGGCGGCCGUGGCCCAGGCAGCCCGGCUGUCCGGCGGCGGAGCGAAUGGGCGGUGCGGGCCGUGAGCUCGCGCGCGACGCACGUGCUGGUGGACCCCGCGCCCGCCAGAACCAUCGUGGUGUACCGCAACGGGGACCGGUUCUACGUGGGCCGCAAGUUCGCGCUGUCGCGGCGCCCCGUGGCCACCUUCGAGGCGCUGCUGGAGCAGCUGACGGAGCAGGUGGAGGUGCCCUGCGGUGCGCGGCGCCUCUUCACGCCGACGCGCGGGCGCCCGGUGAGCGAGCUGGACGCGCUGCAGGCCGGCGGCAAGUACGUGGCGGCCGCGCGCGAGCGCUUCAGGAAGCUGGAUUAUUUUAAUAUAGUUCCCAGCAGACCUGCAAGGAUGAGAAAGUUGAAGGAAGGAAGUAUCAAGCCGGUGGUUCAUUGUGACAUAGACGUGCCUCCCAGGUGGCAAACAUCCCAUCGUUUAUCCCGACAAAUCAGUGUUUUCACAAAUGGAAGAUUAUUUAUUCCACCUGUAAAGAUUAUUAUACCCAAAUUCAGCCUGACGGAGUGAAACUGCGUGCUGGCCAUGAUCGGAGAGAAGGUCUUUCCUCUGGGAGGCGUUCGAAAAUUAUUUACAAUGAAUGGGCAUCUUCCGGACACCACAAAGGAUUUGCAAGACAGCCAUUUUUACGUUGCGGCAGGACUGGAGGCCUUCCAGUAUUUCCCUUAUUGGAAGUCCCCAAAGGUCCCCAGAGAAGUCUAACAAAAGUACUCAGACAUUGAGAAGUAUUCGCGAAGAAAGAAAAUAGAUCCCAAGGUGAAAGAAACCCAUAAAUACGACAGCGUUCCACCCAAAGCACUGGAUUCUAUUUUUUACACCAAAGAAGGAAAGAAGAAACCAAAGGCAGAACCUUUAAUCCACAGCGGGGCAGAUGGUGAGGUGUAUGAAGCCCAGACUCCUAACAAGGAAACCCAAGGAGCACUAGAAGUUACGGGGGCCCCGGACGUGCAUGUGGAGGUGCCUGUGGCCAGGCUCUUCUGCUACCAGGACCCUUCUUAG